AUGUUGAAAAUAUUUGACUUGACCGAGAGCUGGCAAGCAUUGCAUAAAGAAAAUUGUGAUUGUUUUAUUGGAUUGGUGAAGGAUUUGUCGAGUUGGGAAAUUGUCGGAGGUUGUGAGGAUUAUCAUGAUGAUAUUCGUUCUAGUACUGACGAUACAAGUCAUCGAUCCAAUCAUAAUUCAAUGUUUAAUGGACAAUCAUCAUCGGGUUUUGGAAUUUUUCAGUAUUUUCCUCUCACAGUGAACAUGACUCAAGGAACAUAUUUACGUAAAUUGGAUGAAAAGUAUAAGAUGAUUCUCGCAAGUCUUGCAAAAUUUGAAAAUAUUUGUGAUCAAUUGGAUAUUAUUCAACAGGAAGCAGACUUAUUUUAUCAUCAAUUGCACAGAGAAUUGCUCUCCAGCAUGGAAGGAAAACGAAAUGAAAAAUCUCUCUAUAACUUUACAAUAAUUGAAGAAUACAUUUCUGGAGUGCGAGAAAUUUUCAUCAUGUUUAAAAAAGAAUAUUAUCGAUAUGAAGAGCUAUUUCAACAAGAAUUGAAUUAUCUAGGAAAAUCCUUAGAGCAAAUCAAGGAUGUAUAUAGAAAAUACUCGACGCACCAGUAUAUUAAAAUUAAUAGAGUCAUUCAGGUGCUUGAAAGUACAGAACGAGAAGUGCAACAAGAUUUUGUGGACAAGCACAGAUUUAAGUGA
Naegleria lovaniensis is the source of this 687-nucleotide messenger RNA. RefSeq lists its product as uncharacterized. The record is from RefSeq and is a predicted model, not a curated record. The transcript is spliced from 3 exons. Bases 1 to 687 code for a protein of 228 amino acids. Lineage: Eukaryota; Heterolobosea; Eutetramitea; Acrasida; Naegleriidae.